AUGUUCUCAAAGCAACUUAAACAUCUUUCUAAUACAUCUUUUACUUUCAACAAGGUUGCUCUUCUCUCCAAUAAUUCUUAGAGAUUAGCAUCCACUUUUGUGAGCUCAUAGCCAGGAUUUGAUGUUAGAAAUUACCAAUUACCAAAACAAAGCCAGCAACUAAUAGUUGAGAGACCCUGGUCCACUAAACCAUUUAACCCAGUUGAUGCUCUUUAAAUUCCAGUAUUUGAUUUCAAAACAGGGCAGUUUACAGGGGAAUUAUGUAAUCUUGACUAAGAUAUCUUUAAUGUUCCUUUAAGAAGAGAUAUUGUGCACAGAGUUUAUCAAUACUUCAUGGACAAUGGCAGAAGAACCUACAAAACAGUGAAAACUAGAGGAGAUGUGUCUGGUUCAGGAAUGAAAAUGAGACCCUAGAAGAAGAGUGGUAGAGCAAGACAAGGUGAUAAAAGAGCUCCUCAUUUAAAGAAAGGAGGUAAACCCCAUGGUUCAGUUCCCAUGGAUUAUACAUUUCCAAUUAAUGAAAAGCUCAGACUUCUAGCCCUUAAGACUAUAUUAUCAGCAAGAUUGUACGAGGACAAAUUGGUUCUGAUUGAUAAUGAAAAAUUAGAAUACCCAAAGACUAAGUACUUAGAUGAAAUUCUAUCACCAUACAGGAAUGAUAGAAUACUAUUCUUAACACCAUUCGAAAUGGAUCCUCACUUUAAGUUUGCCUCUUAAAAUAUUGAGACAUUGAAUGUAAUGAACCCUUAAUAAAUCAAUGUUAAGCCAAUUAUAUAAAAUGACUGGAUUUUCGCCACUAAGUAAAGUCUUCAAGAACUAGAAAUGAUAAUUGAGUGUAGAGAUGAUAACUUAUUCAGAAAUAGGAAAAUCCCAAGAGAAUCCUUAGCAUAUGAUACUUUACUGCCAAAUCAUGUAGCAAGAUAAGAGAGAAAGCGUGAUAGAUUUGAUGAAGAUAUUAUAAGGUCAAUUCUUGAAAGAGAAGACUUUGCAGAAAUAGAGGACAAACCAUUGUAGAUAGUAACGGAAUCACUAAAAGGUUAUAUCCAAGAUCUAAAGGAAUUGCAAGAUAAUAAACAAUCAAGUCAGGCAAGCCUUUGA
This is a messenger RNA of Stylonychia lemnae, 1098 nucleotides long. NCBI's taxonomy places the organism in Eukaryota, Ciliophora, Spirotrichea, Sporadotrichida, Oxytrichidae. The record is from the annotation of a GenBank genome assembly.